Oncorhynchus masou masou (cherry salmon) is the source of this 936-nucleotide messenger RNA. RefSeq names its product ran-specific GTPase-activating protein-like. Gene Ontology annotation, cellular component: nuclear pore; centrosome; cytoplasm. Bases 132 to 752 code for a protein of 206 amino acids. The transcript has 6 exons. NCBI's taxonomy places the organism in Eukaryota, Metazoa, Chordata, Actinopteri, Salmoniformes, Salmonidae. Gene Ontology annotation, molecular function: GTPase activator activity. Gene Ontology annotation, biological process: positive regulation of mitotic centrosome separation; nucleocytoplasmic transport. The record is from RefSeq and is a predicted model, not a curated record.
GUGCCGGGAUGGGGAAAACGCGAGUAGGACAUUUCGGCGCGCGAAAUCUACAGCAGGAAGAGAGAAACGGCGAGUUUUUGGUUUUGAAUCAAUCAAACUAAAUUCCAUAAUCUACAAACAUCUACAUUAAUAUGGCAGAUCCGAAGGAAACACCAGAAGAGCAGGAGACUUCAACAGACAAUGCAGAAGAAUCAAACCACGAUCCCCAUUAUGAGCCCAUCGUGUCUCUUCCAGAGCAGGAUGUAAAGACACUAGAGGAGGACGAGGAGGAACUGUUCAAAAUGCGGGCGAAGCUCUACCGCUUUGCCUCUGAGAACGACCCACCAGAGUGGAAGGAGCGCGGCACAGGCGACGUCAAGCUCCUGAAACACAAAGAGAAGGGCACCAUCCGCCUAUUGAUGAGGCGAGACCGGACCUUAAAGAUCUGUGCCAAUCACAACAUUUUCCCUGUGAUGGAGCUGAAGCCCAACGCCGGCAGCGACAGGGCAUGGGUAUGGAACACACUUGCCGACUUCGCUGAUGAGCAUCCCAAACCUGAACUCCUGGCAAUCCGUUUCCUCAAUGCAGAAAAUGCUCAGAAAUUUAAGGUGAAGUUCGAUGAAUGCAAGGAGGAAGUCCGAAAAUCGCAAGACGGAUCAGGAGAAAACACUGACAGUGCAAACAAAGUGGCAGAGAAACUGGAGGAACUAUCUGUAAAAGACAAGACCAAGACAGAGGAAAAGGAGAAAGCGGCAGCAGAAGAGAAGAAAUGAAACCAAGAACUUGCUUUACUGAUCUUCAACUUGUCAUUUUCUACAAUAGACUCUAAAGAAACUGAAUUUGGACACUUGCAUAUUGAUUUAUUUAGUUUUUUUAAAUGAUUUGUUUACCUCGAGAUCACAAGACCUUGGUGCCGCAAAAAAAUGAUCCAUUCAUUAAAAUGUGCCCCUCCCCACC